Bicyclus anynana (squinting bush brown) is the source of this 3819-nucleotide messenger RNA. It is a transcript of the gene Dok, whose product is annotated as docking protein 3. Gene Ontology annotation, biological process: positive regulation of MAPK cascade; cell surface receptor protein tyrosine kinase signaling pathway. The transcript has 2 exons. Gene Ontology annotation, cellular component: cytoplasm. The coding region runs from base 189 to 1832 and encodes 547 amino acids. The record is from RefSeq and is a predicted model, not a curated record. Lineage: Eukaryota; Metazoa; Arthropoda; Insecta; Lepidoptera; Nymphalidae.
AUUGUCGAACGCCAAGAUAUUUUUUAUUCGCAAAUUCUCUUCCGUGAACUAAUACAUCAAUAAACUGUGAAAUGCCUCAAAAUAUUCUUCAUUUAUAACAUUCCACAAUUGCACACCACGCAAGUGCAGUGAUAUGCUUUUACACUCUUCAUAAAUAGUUUGAAUAAAGCAACUUAGAAAAUCUCACGAUGGACCAAGACGAUGAAAUAAAAUCUGGUUGUUUAUUAUUUCCACCAGCCGGAGGUAACAUGUUCAGCAAAUUUCCUAAAAAGAAAAAUUGGCAGCAAAAAUACUGUAUACUCUUUAAUGCUAGUAUACAAGGUAUUGAAAGACUUGAGAUAUAUGAUAACAAAGAUGAUGUUACUUCUGGGGCUAUCCCAAAGGUUAUAACACUCGAAAAUUGUAUAAAAAUUACACAUUCUAGUCCCAACAUGAUUACUAUUCUGGCUAAGUCACACACUCAACAAAUAAGCGCUCAGUCAGAGGCUGAAACUUUGGAAUGGGUGACAGCUCUGCAAUCUGUAGCAUUCAGAGCAAGAGACUCUAGUCCCAUAAGUUGUGAUGAGGACAAUGAUCUAUACUGUUCAUCUGGAGAAGGUGUUUUCUCUGUGAAAAUGUGCCCAUCCGAUGCGUCAAACAGAUGUGGGUUUGAGCCCAUAAGAUACCUCUUACUGUUAACUGCCACAGCCAUUGAACUGAGAGAUGUCAAUGACAACAAAUUAUAUGCUACCUGGCCAUACAGAUACAUAAGACGUUAUGGUUACAGACAGGGUAAGUUUACUUUUGAGGCUGGCAGAAAGUGUGAUACAGGUGAGGGAAUCUUCCACCUUGAGCAUCCAAACCAGUCUGAAAUAUUUAAAUGUUUGUCAUUAAAAAUGAAAACAAUGAAACAAAUGAUUGGAAAUGAUAAUCUGAACAGUCCAGAACAUGCUGAGUUUAAUAUACAUCCUAAUACUAACUUGUUUCCUGGAUCCAGGAGUCCACUGGUAGCAACUAAGCCCGAUGAUUUGAACUUAAGCUCACUGUCCUUCAAAACUGCUUCAGUGUCGAGCCAUCAGACCACAAGUACAGAGAGGGACAAUGUACCACUCCUAAUGCCUAAGCCUGCACUGAAGCCCAAACCACAGAAGCCUCCUCGCAAAAUCAUUAACCUUCACAAACCUAUAGUCAAAGAUCUUCCUAGCUCAACAGAUGAAAGUGUUGAAUUUGGCAGAUACAAAAAGCUUGACAACUAUGAACCAAUCGAGCAAAUCAAACGAGACCACAGUCCCCCUUCAGUGCCAUAUGACAAAGUUGAAGUGAGGAGUGAAGCUUGGAAGACGUUGGGUAUUGAUGAUCCUGACCACAUUGAGUACACUCCCAAUUUAAGUGACAACCCUAACUGUAUGAAACUAAUAUCAAGGUCACAAGACAAUUUAAACAUAACAGGACCCGAAGGUUCAAGAAUCAUCCUUUUACCUAGUCCUGUAGUUGAUCCAGAGGAUGAGAACUAUGACAGGCUGCAAUAUUUUGGCUCUACCAGCAAAUUAAAUAAAUCCUCAAAGUAUAAGAAAGUUGAAGCUCGUCCAAACACAUUAGCUCUGGGGGAACCUAAAAAUAAAGACACAUGGAACGAUUAUGAUGAAGUUGAGAAUGUUAUGCAAACUGCAAGGUUGGCGGAUGACUCUCAUUUAGGUUACGGCAUGAUAAGGAAGCCCAACACACCUGGUCCACAGGUGCCCACCGCUGCUCAAGCUCAGGCACUUCAAAACCAAGUUAGUUUAGACGAUGUUACCCAUAACACUUGUAAUGGUACAGAUUAUGCAAUUGUGAGCCGUCCAAAAAGAGUCUAAUAUAAUUUUAUAAAAAAAAUUUCUUCAUGAGAUUAGAUUUUCAAAGACUGAAUGAUUUUCUAAAACUGCCAACAAAUUCACCUUUAAUAAAACUUACAAUUUUUGUUAAAACCUCAUCAAUUAUGUCAUUCACAAAUAAAUGUUUUUGAUCUUUUCGUCAUAAAUGGAAAAAAUAUUUUUUUUAACAGAAUUAUUUAAGGAUGAUUUCUAUAUUCUAAUUUUUAAAGCACAAAAUAGGUUAUGAUAACUCGAAAUAAGAUUUAAUAAACGCACAAAAAUAAAUACCUUCCAAAAUGUGAAAAAAAAUUCAUUCUGCAAAAAUUUAGCAAAAUUUACAUAUAAUUGCUGCUUAGUUUAGAUACCAAUUUUAUUUGGUCUUGAAAUGACUAAUAUUUUAUAUUAUAAAAUGAGUUGCAGCAAUCUCAGAUACAUUCCAUAUCUCAGUAUUGCAUCUAAAUCUCAAUAUAUUAUUAUGUGUAAAGUACUAUUUUUAUAUAAUUUUAUUGUGCUGAUACUAUUUUUAUAUAAUUGUUAAAAAAAUUUAGAACUAAAGUAUUAAUGAAAUCUUAAAUAUGAGACUGUCUUAGCAUUCCCAUUUUGAUAUUAUUAAAUUUGUAUAUGUUUGAGAUCUGUGUGAUAUAAGUAGUAUUAAAAUGUAUUUUAUACAGUUUAUAUAUUAUAGAGAUUAUUAAUUUCAUUGAUAUCUAAUUUACAUGUGAUUGUACUGUGCCUUAUAUUUACUAGUGUCACUGUAUUUUAAUGAGUCGUAAGAUCAGAAUUAGAAAGGACUUUCGCCUAUCUGUUUAAUAAAUUGUAUUGAGAACAGGUUGAAAAAUUCCUGGCCACAGUAUUAUUAACAGUCUAUACUAAUAUUAUAAAGCUGAAGAGUUUGUUUGUUUGCUUGCUUGAACGCGCUAAUCUCAGGAACUAUAACUGGUCCAAUUUGAAAAAUUCGUUGAUUUUUAGGUAAAGUUGGUGUUUGUUAUACCAUACCUACAAAAUUUGAAAAAUUCGUUGAGUUUUAGGUAAAGUUGGUGUUUGUUAUACCAUACCUACAAAAUUCAAUUUAAAACAAACAGAUAGGUGAAGGGUAUUUCUUAUUUGGAACUACUAUGAUGUUUAGGAGCUAUAGUCAUAAUGAAUUGAACUUCCAGAUAUUCCUAAUAACAGUUAAUAAUUUUGAAACUAUACAUAUUCUAUAUUACCUGGCAUCUCAAUACAUACAAAUGUUAUACUUUUGUGUUUAUGAAUAAACAUUGAACACAAGUUAUCAGUUACCAAAUGUCACAUUUUUCACAUCUAUUAUUCAAAAUAAAAUAAAUAAAUCCAAAAAUUGUUCUUACUCGACUAAAUUACUAAAGUAGUCUGAACUAAACACAACAGAACAUCAAGCAUUCAUUGUUUUUAAAUUAGUUGUACUGAACAAUGAGCUGAGCCAAGUGUAGCGCCAAAUAUUGCUAAGAACAUCAUGAAAAUUCUAGAGAAUGCUCUAUUCAAUGCUCGUCAAAAGAUAUUCUUCAUGAAGAUGUCAGACUUGAUGGUUACAUGUGCUGUAGAUCUGCUCGCUAAAAAGAUUGCCAGAAUGCUAAUAUGUUUCCUUAUUUAUGUGAUUUAACAUUCACAAGAAUGCUCAUUACAAGUGAUGCUCGAGUCUAUCAGCACCUAUAAACUUCAAGCAGUUCAUGUGUUGAAGUUUCAAGGUAAAAUUAAAUUACAUACCUUCUUAUAUAUAUGUUAAGAGUUUCUUUUGUAUUAAUUUAGUUACUUAUUCUAUGAAUGUUUACCAUAUGGUGCCAACUUAAGUACAAUUAUUAUAAUACAAUAAAUAAUUAUUAAUUAUUUAUACAGCACUACGUUGUGCCUUUUUUAUUGUAUUCAAUAAAUAAUAUGUACUCUCAUACUCUAUGUAAGUACUUUGUGCUCAUAUUUUUGUUUUAUUUUGUAGAGGAGCCAUAUAUUAAAAUAAAUAAAAGCCAUGUAAUCUUUG